Messenger RNA from Glycine soja, 1872 nucleotides. Its product is annotated as 7-methylxanthosine synthase 1-like. Gene Ontology annotation, biological process: methylation. Gene Ontology annotation, molecular function: S-adenosylmethionine-dependent methyltransferase activity. The coding region runs from base 751 to 1746 and encodes 331 amino acids. The transcript is spliced from 5 exons. Lineage: Eukaryota; Viridiplantae; Streptophyta; Magnoliopsida; Fabales; Fabaceae. The record is from RefSeq and is a predicted model, not a curated record.
GGACUCUUUUUUCAAUUUGGGUGGGCAUCAAUUAUUUUUAUUUGCCUUGUGCUCUCUCUUUAUCUUUUUGUAUGUUACUUUUCUGUUUUCAUUGAAACGAUUUCAAUUGCUUCUUUUGGUCACGCAAAGUAUAUAUGGGUGAUUGUUGUUCUAUUUUUUUUAAGUUAAUAAUUACACUCUUUAUAAUAUGAAAUGCAUAUAACAAAGAUAUAUAAGGAAUGAUUGUGGCUAGAAGGAAAAUACCAUAAAAUUUAUUCUUUCCACAAUUUGGAAGCUCUUAAAGGAUAAAGGAAGAGCUAAAAAAAUUACUGGUUGUCGGUUGCACAUACUUCUUCCAGAUUUGGACAGAAAAGAGAGAGAGGAAAUUUUAAAAUACAUAAAGAUAUAAAAAAAUUACUGGUUGCACAUAGUUUGCAUUCUUUAACUUUUUUUUUUCUUAAAACGAAACAUUGCAUAAAGGAACAAUCCACUCCCUUAUAUCCAUUGAAAAAUCUGCAUGUUUAUUGGUAUAAGAAUAAAUUUGAGUCCGUGCGACAUGCGCGCAUAUAUUAUGUCACCACUCACCAACUCUCUCUCUCUUUUUUUCUAAGAAAGUCAUUACUCAUUAGCUCUUAUUUGACGGCAAUGCUCUUAUUCUAUAAAAGAUAUAUGGUGUCUAAAUGUUCAGCAUGAAUAUAUAGCUAGGCAAAGAAGAGCAAAAGAAAAUCACAUUACCUGUCUCUGAAAUCAGAUUCACUUUGUUCUUCAUCAAUGGAAAGAGAACAACUAUCCCUUCACAUGAAUGGUGGCAAGGGACAAAGGAGUUAUGCAAACAACUCCUCACUACAAAGAACAAUAAUACGUAAAACCAGAUCCAUACUUGAAGAAACUAUAACGAGAAGCACUCAAUUGAACCGUGAACCCCCCACAUUCCAAUUUUAUCUCAACGAUUUAUUUGGAAACGAUUUCAAUACCAUCUUCAAGUCACUCCCUGGUUUCUAUGAAAGAUUGCUAGAAGAUAAGGGUCACAAGUUUAGUCGAUGCUUUAUUAAUGCAACCCCUGGAUCCUUCUAUGGGAGGCUCUUUCCCAGUAAUUCCAUAAAUCUUUUUCACUCCUCCUACAGUCUACACUGGCUUUCUCAGGAUCCAUUAUUGAGGUCUAGGGAGGUAGCAUCACUUAACAAGGGCCAUUGUCACAUAGUUAGCACAAGCCCUCCCGAGGUAUACAAGGCUUACCUUAAGCAGUUUCAACAAGAUUUUAAAUUGUUUCUAAAAUCACGUUCGGAGGAACUUGUGCCUGGAGGAGCAAUGGUCUUAUUGUUUUUCGGUAGAGAUGAAACUCCUAGAAGAACCUCUUUUGAAGUAACUAGCCUAAUACUCAACGACAUGCUCUUGGAGGGUUUGAUUGAAGAAGAAAAAAUGGACUCCUUUAACAUACCAGCUUAUAAACCAACGGUUGAAGAAAUUAGGCAUGUGAUUGAGGAAGAAGGGUCAUUCUUUGUUCAACGGUUGGAGAUUUUAAUCUCGCCUUGGUACGAAGGCAUAAAUAUUGAAGGUGGUGAUGGUUUUUUUGUUGAUGGAAAUGUAAGAGCCGAAUACAUUACCAAGAACAUAAGAGCAGUAAUGGAGCCUCUCUUGUCUACAAAGUUUGGUGGUGAAGUUAUAAAUGAACUAUUCAUCAGGUUUAAAAAGAAAAUUGAGCAAAUAAUGGAGGUGGAGAAAUUGGAGGGUGCUACUUUGGUGAUAUCCAUGACAAAAAAUCAUUGAAGAUCAUAUCUGUUGCUCAAAAGAUCUUAAAAACUUGUUUUUCUUCGUUUUGUGAACUUGUUUUGAUUUGUUAAAAUAAAGUUAUGGAGCGGUGCAUAAUAUAAUAAAAGAUGAUUUUCCACAGAA